CAAACAUCCGAUCUAUAUAAAGGAAGGAACAACCUUUUACUGUUUCUCAUCAAACAAAUCUCGCCUCUUGCAACUUUCUUCGAAUCCUCCUAAACCUCUUGCAAAAAAAAGUUCGCAUCUUUGAGAAGAAGACAAUGGCUCGUACGAAGCAAACCGCAAGAAAAUCCACCGGAGGAAAAGCUCCCAGGAAGCAGCUCGCCACCAAGGCGGCGAGGAAGUCUGCACCGACCACCGGAGGAGUGAAGAAGCCUCACCGUUACCGUCCCGGAACCGUGGCUCUUCGUGAGAUUAGAAAGUACCAGAAGAGUACGGAGUUGCUGAUCCGUAAACUCCCCUUCCAGCGUCUUGUUCGCGAGAUUGCUCAGGACUUUAAGACGGAUCUGAGGUUUCAGAGCCACGCUGUUUUAGCUCUUCAGGAGGCGGCGGAGGCUUAUCUUGUGGGUCUGUUCGAGGACACCAAUCUCUGUGCCAUUCACGCUAAGAGGGUUACCAUAAUGCCCAAGGAUAUUCAAUUGGCCAGAAGGAUUCGUGGAGAACGUGCUUAAGAUGAUGUAGUUUUCCCCUAUUCAGUUUAGAUUACUAUCUUUGUAUUAGUGUUUUUGCCUUUUCCCUUUUGUUUUUUUCUUCCAAAAUACAUGUUAAAUCUUCUCAACAGUUCGUUUACUCAAAACAAUCUUUUAUUAUCAAUGAAGUUUAUUUGUUUUAACGA
Molecule: messenger RNA, 709 nt
Organism: Brassica rapa (field mustard)
Lineage: Eukaryota; Viridiplantae; Streptophyta; Magnoliopsida; Brassicales; Brassicaceae
Product: histone H3.3
Cellular component (GO): nucleosome
Molecular function (GO): DNA binding; structural constituent of chromatin; protein heterodimerization activity
Source: RefSeq, a predicted model, not a curated record